AUGACCUCGCAAGAUCCUACCGCGCCCACGCAUCCCGUGCACGUCGUCCAGACGUUGGAAAGCUACAACGAGCUGCUAUCGUCACACCAAUAUGUCGUGGUUGAUUUCCACGCCACCUGGUGUGGCCCCUGCAAAGCCAUGAAUCCCCUCUUUACCCAACACGCCACAAAGCACGCUUCUCCUGGCCAAAUCGCCUUUGCCAAGAUCGACAUCGACGAGGUGCCCGACGUAGCGGCGCGGUACCGCGUCACUCACAUUCCCACGUUUCUCUUUGUCCGCAACGGCGAGGCAUAUGAAGAGGUCCGGUCCGCCAACCCGCCCAAGCUUCAGGCUGCGAUCGAGGAAAUGGCCGCUGAACAGAUCGCAAAGGGAAAUGUGACGGCCGCGGGAAAAGGUGGUGCCAAGGAUGACGGUAAUGAGGUGGCCAAGGCUAUCGAGGACAGCGAUUGGUAG
Pestalotiopsis fici W106-1 is the source of this 453-nucleotide messenger RNA. RefSeq lists its product as uncharacterized. The record is from RefSeq and is a predicted model, not a curated record. The transcript has 2 exons. The coding region runs from base 1 to 453 and encodes 150 amino acids. NCBI's taxonomy places the organism in Eukaryota, Fungi, Ascomycota, Sordariomycetes, Amphisphaeriales, Sporocadaceae.